AUGCCAGAAGAAGCCCCACCGCCGCCCCCCACCUUCGAGCGCGCUCUCCUGUCCGGCGCCAUCUCAGGCCUGUCCGUCGACUUUAUGUUCUUCCCCCUCGACACCGUCAAGACACGUAUACAAUCCUCCGCUGGCUUCUGGAACUCGGGAGGAUUCAAGGGGGUAUAUAGAGCGUCUGCAUUCUUUGUGACCUACGAGGCCUUGAAGAAGCAGCUGCCAAAGAUAGAGCUCUUUGCCAACAACUCGUCUCUGACACACAUGGCCGCUGCUUCCGGGUCAGAAUACGUGUCAUGCCUGAUAAGAGUCCCUACAGAAGUCGUCAAAUCACGGACGCAGACGAGUGCGUACGGCGUAGGAAAGAGCAGUAUACACUCUGCCAUGAGCAUCAUGAAGCUGGAGGGUAUCCGAGGUUUCUAUAGAGGAUUCGGUAUCACCCUCACCCGAGAGAUACCUUUCACCUCUAUACAAUUUCCUCUCUACGAGUUCUUCAAAUCCAGACUUUCUCGACACUAUCUUGGCGGAAGACGGCCGACGUCGUAUGAAGCCGCUGCAUGUGGCUCGCUGGCUGGUGGUAUCGCGGCAGCGUCUACAACGCCUUUGGAUGUGGUCAAGACAAGAGUCAUGCUUGAAGCUAGGACGGCAGCAGCAGCGUCCACUCCCGCCGCACCUCUCGCGCCGGGCACCACCCUCCCCCAGUACCCCUCCCCGUCCGUCCUUUCCUUCCCCCCACGCCUGCUCGGGAUACUCCGGAACGAAGGACCCGCUGCGCUCUUCUCUGGAUGGGUACCGCGUACAAUGGCGAUCUCUAUGGGCGGAGCUGUGUUUUUGGGCAUCUAUGAUCUGGCUAGUAGUCUGGGGGCGGAGACAGUCAACCAGCCAAAGCUUGUGUGA
Molecule: messenger RNA, 891 nt
Organism: Cryptococcus wingfieldii CBS 7118
Lineage: Eukaryota; Fungi; Basidiomycota; Tremellomycetes; Tremellales; Cryptococcaceae
Product: solute carrier family 25 (mitochondrial S-adenosylmethionine transporter), member 26
Exons: 6
Coding region: 1-891 (296 amino acids)
Cellular component (GO): mitochondrial inner membrane
Molecular function (GO): S-adenosyl-L-methionine transmembrane transporter activity
Source: RefSeq, a predicted model, not a curated record